Messenger RNA from Bradysia coprophila, 708 nucleotides. RefSeq lists its product as uncharacterized. Lineage: Eukaryota; Metazoa; Arthropoda; Insecta; Diptera; Sciaridae. The record is from RefSeq and is a predicted model, not a curated record.
GCGAUUCAUGUACCGGUCAAGAAAGUACAUUUAUCAAAUUUCGAUUUGGCAUACCACCAUAUAACCUUUAGAUUCAAGCUAUUUUUAAAUUUACACUUGUCUUAUCAUCAUUCGACUCAAAGAAUUGAGCUAGCGUAAUACACGAAUUAAUUAUGGAAAAGUAUUGGACAAUAUUUAUUUUCGUCAUAUUUAGAGUUGGGUGUCGGUCAGCUCUAACUACGUUUGGAAAAGCUUCGUCAGGCACAUAUGUGAAUGGCGUUGGCGUGGUUUAUCCACCAACAAGUACGGAAGAACCACUCACAAAAGUUUAUCAUGUGUACUCGGAAUUUACCGCAAAUUGGUAUCGAGCAUAUCAUUAUUGUGCUCAACAUAAUAUGCAAUUAGCAACCAUUAAUUCACAAUCCGAAUAUAAUCGUCUUAAAAGGCAAAUCACUGAGACUAAGUUUAGUGAUAACUUCUGGAUAGGAUUAACGAAACUUGGUAAUUCCAAGUUUUACUGGUUCGGAUAUAAAGAACCAGCCACAUUCGCCCCUUUGGAAUUCUCGCAAUGUUCUGAUUGUUCUUGUGCGGCCAUCAAUAUCGAGAAAGAAAAUUUGUCAAUAGCCUCAUGCGAAAGAUUGAGUUAUUUUAUUUGCGAAAGUAGCAUUUCUGAUUAAAAUAACACCACUUUAUCAAUCCGAAAACAUUUACAAGAAUAAAAUUGCGACA